AUGGAUUCAAAGUUUGAUCAUAUCUAUCUAAAUAAUAUACUAAUUUUAUUUCCAGAAGUUUUGUAUUUUCGUGGAUUGAUUGUACCAAAUAAUCAGCUUCAUCUUUCAAGUCAUCAUAAACAGCUUGAACUUGCAUUGGAUCUAAGGGAUCAUCUGAAAGCAUUGGGUCGAUCUCGUCUAAACCAUUUGUUACGUCUGCAAUAUCUAUGGUGGAGACCUUGUGCGAAUGUUGCGAAUGUUGCGAAUGCUUCAGAAAAAGAUUUAAUAGUAUUUGGAUUUCAAAAUCAAAGUUCACACCAAAUUAAAAGGGCCCAA
Messenger RNA from Dentiscutata erythropus, 315 nucleotides. NCBI's taxonomy places the organism in Eukaryota, Fungi, Glomeromycota, Glomeromycetes, Diversisporales, Gigasporaceae. The record is from the annotation of a GenBank genome assembly.